Colletotrichum truncatum is the source of this 432-nucleotide messenger RNA. RefSeq names its product mitochondrial 37S ribosomal protein uS17m. Gene Ontology annotation, cellular component: mitochondrion; ribosome. Lineage: Eukaryota; Fungi; Ascomycota; Sordariomycetes; Glomerellales; Glomerellaceae. Gene Ontology annotation, molecular function: structural constituent of ribosome. The record is from RefSeq and is a predicted model, not a curated record. Gene Ontology annotation, biological process: translation.
AUGUCCAAUCAAGUUACAACAGCGGUUCGCCAAGUCUUCCGAGAACUUCAUGGCGUGGUCGUGAGUGCUGGGCUCAUGCAGAAAACAGUAAAAGUGCGCGUGGGUGGUCAACAAUGGAACCAGAAGGUUCAGAAGAUGUUUACGAAACCUAAGAACUACCUCGUUCAUGACCCAAACUCUUCCCUGAGGACAGGUGAUGUAGUCUCGAUUGUUCCUGGAUGGAGAACCUCCCGCCACAAACGUCAUGUUGUUAAAGGCAUCAUUGCGCCGCAUGCCACGCCUAUCGAAGAACGCCCGCCAAUUCCAACCGAGGAGGAACGACUUGCAGCCCGCAUGCAAAAGAGAGAUGCAAAAGAUACAAGGCGGGCGGCGAGGAGGCAAGAGGAUGGCUUGGAUAGAGCAAAGAAGGCGCCCGGGGCAGAGGAUGAAUAA